AUGGGUGCUCAGGGCCCCGGCUGCGCUCCGCCUAUGCCCGAGGGAGGCUCAGAGGACCGAGGGCCGCGGUCCGCGGCGGGCCCGAAUCAGACACCUCCGGGGCCACGUGGCCCUGAGCCACGAACGGGAGUGGGCAGGGGGGGCGCCGACAGGGGGCGGGCCUGGAGAGGCCCAGGGCGGGAGGGCGCCGAGACCUCCGCGCCCCUCACCCCAACCCCAAGCCCAGGCAUGCACGCCCGACCGCCUGCUCGGGGUCCCGGAAACACUCCGGGCCCCCGGGCCGGGCCAGGUUUGCUGGCCAGGGUUACUGGUGUGCGGGGACGGGGAGGCUUCGGCCGGGCUGCCGGCCCUGGCCGGCGCGCCCCGUGGAAAGGUGCGGCCGGCUGGCUCGACACGGCACAUCAGAGCGAAAAGGAGGCGCAGCGCAGGGUUUUUAAAGGUGCCUGGCGGCAACCGCCUCCAUCUAAGAUCAUACCACCCUGA
This is a messenger RNA of Rangifer tarandus platyrhynchus (Svalbard reindeer), 483 nucleotides long. The record is from the annotation of a GenBank genome assembly. Lineage: Eukaryota; Metazoa; Chordata; Mammalia; Artiodactyla; Cervidae.